This is a messenger RNA of Malus domestica (apple), 3563 nucleotides long. RefSeq names its product DNA-directed RNA polymerase 3, chloroplastic. Gene Ontology annotation, biological process: mitochondrial transcription. NCBI's taxonomy places the organism in Eukaryota, Viridiplantae, Streptophyta, Magnoliopsida, Rosales, Rosaceae. The record is from RefSeq and is a predicted model, not a curated record. Gene Ontology annotation, molecular function: DNA binding; DNA-directed RNA polymerase activity. Gene Ontology annotation, cellular component: mitochondrial DNA-directed RNA polymerase complex.
ACAGAAAGGUUUAAGCGAGGUUUCAUCUUCUUCCAGAGCAGCGUCUCGCUCUCACUCUCUCUCUCUCAAAAAUGGCUUCCACAGCCUCCUUCUCUCCAAGCCCGCAGGCUCAAACGUACAGCUCCACAUGGCGGAAACCGCCGAAGCUGAGCCACAAGUUCCUCUUCAGCUCAGCCUCCAACCGCCUCUUCUUCAAGCCCUCGCUCUCUUCCUCCACUCCUUUCCCCCUCAGCCUCAAGCCCCCUCCCGAACCGGUCCUCUCCCACCUGGUCCGAGACUCCGUCCAAGACAAUCUCGUCGAAAAUUCGAUGAAUUUACAGCUACCCAUCAGAGAAUUUCACCUAAUUACGCCCGAGGAAUCGGCGCCCAGGAUUUUUAUCCAGGACCCGCCGUGGAUUGCCGCACUCUUUCUGAAAGGCAUGUACAAGAAGGCCAACCAGGAGUUGAAAUUGGAGUCGAAGGAAAUCGACCGGCGGAAGUAUAAUUUGCUUCGGCGGCGGCAGAUAAAGGCGGAGACGGAGGCGUGGGAGAGAAUGGUGGAGGAGUACAAGGAUUUGGAGCGAGUAAUGCGGGAGAAGAAGCUGGCUCCGAGCUUGCCGUACGUGAAGACCUUGUUUUUGGGGUGGUUUGAGCCGCUGAGGGAGGCGAUUGCGAGGGAGCAGCAGGUGCAGCAAACGAAGAAGCACAAGGCGGCGUUUGCGCCGCACAUUGAUUUGCUCCCGCCGGAUAAGAUGGCGCUGAUUGUUAUGCAUAAGAUGAUGGGCUUGGUUAUGGUGGGGAAUCAAGAUGGGUGUGUGCAGGUUGUUCAAGCUGCUGUUCAUAUUGGGAUGGCCAUUGAGCAGGAGGUUAGGAUUCACAGUUUCUUGGAGAAAACCAAAAAUUUCCAGAGAAAGAAGACUGCCGUUGCUGAUGAAGACAGUCUGAUUAAGGAGAAGGAGAUACUGCGGAAACGUGUUAAUGUUUUAAUUAAAAGAAAAAGACUGAGGGAGGUGCAAAAACUCUUGGUAAAAGAAGAAUUUAAACCCUGGGGUCGUGAUACACAGGCUAAGCUGGGAAGUCGUCUGAUAGAAUUAUUAACAGAAACAGCUUACGUACAACCUCCACUUAACCAGUUGGCUGAUGGUCCACCUGAUGUUAGACCGGCCUUUAGGCACAGAUUUAAGGCUGCAGCAAAAACUCCAGGGCAGAAACUUGUGAAGAAUUAUGGAGUUAUAGAAUGUGAUCCCCUAGUUCUUACUGGGCUUGAUAAAACUGCUAAACAUAUGUUGAUUCCUUAUGUGCCAAUGUUGGUGCCUCCCAGAAAGUGGAAAGGGUAUGAUAAGGGUGGUCACUUGUUCCUACCUUCUUAUGUCAUGCGUACUCAUGGAUCUAGGAAGCAGGUAGAUACAAUGAGGAAUAUUUCUGGAAAGCAGAUGCAGAAAGUAUUCGAGGCCCUAGAUAUGCUUGGAAGUACCAAAUGGAGGGUGAAUAAAAAAGUACUUAACGUGGUGGAGAGCAUCUGGGCUAGAGGUGGCAACAUUGCAGGCCUGGUUGAUCGUGAAGAUGUUCCAGUGCCAGAUAAACCACCGCUUGAGGGUUUAACAGAAAUUCAGGAAUGGAAAUGGAGUGUAAGAAAAGCAAAGAAGAUUAACCAAGAAAGGCAUUCUCUGCGAUGUGACACAGAACUUAAGCUCUCUGUUGCUCGCAAGAUGAAGGAUGAGGAAGGCUUUUAUUAUCCUCACAAUCUUGAUUUUCGAGGCCGAGCAUACCCAAUGCAUCCACAUUUAAAUCAUUUGAGUUCUGAUCUCUGUCGAGGAGUCCUUGAAUUUGCUGAAGGACGACCAUUAGGGAAGUCUGGUUUACGUUGGCUGAAGAUUCAUUUAGCAAACCUUUAUGCGGGCGGUGUUGAAAAGCUUUCGUAUGAGGAACGGCAUGCAUUUGUGGAUCAUCACAUUGAUGAUAUAUUUGAUUCAGCAACAAACCCUGUAAAUGGAAACCGAUGGUGGUUAACAGCUGAAGAUCCUUUACAGUGCCUAGCGGCUUGUAUCAAUCUGUCAGAAGCGUUAAAUAGCCCAUCACCACAUACUGUCAUUUCUCAUUUGCCCAUCCACCAGGAUGGUUCAUGCAAUGGCUUACAGCACUAUGCAGCCUUGGGAAGAGAUAGUUUGGAAGCAGCUGCAGUCAACUUAGUAGCUGGAGAGAAACCUGCCGAUGUUUACUCAGAAAUUGCUGCAAGGGUACAUGAGAUUAUGGAAAGAGACAGCAAUAAGGAUCCGACUACAAGCCCAAAUGCUUUAUUAGCCCGAGUCUUAGUUAAUCAGAUUGACCGGAAAUUGGUGAAACAGACUGUCAUGACUUCAGUGUAUGGAGUUACUUACGUUGGGGCACGCGAACAAAUAAAAAGAAGAUUAGAGGAGAAGGGUCUUAUUACAGACGAUAGACUACUUUUCACUGCAGCUUGCUAUGCUGCUAAAGUUACUUUGGCUGCCCUUGGUGAGAUAUUCCAAGCUGCACGUGGUAUAAUGGGCUGGCUCGGUGAUUGUGCCAAGGUGAUUGCUUCAGAAAAUCAACCUGUGCGUUGGACUACUCCUCUAGGUCUUCCUGUUGUGCAACCCUACUGUAAAAAUGAACGACAUCUUAUAAGAACAUCCCUUCAGGUUUUAGCCUUGCAGCGGGAGAGUAACUUGAUAGAUGUUAGAAAACAAAGGACUGCAUUUCCUCCAAAUUUUGUUCACUCACUUGACGGUUCACACAUGAUGAUGACUGCACUUGCCUGCAGGGACGCGGGCCUGCGUUUUGCAGGGGUACAUGACUCCUUCUGGACUCAUGCAUGUGACGUAGACCAAAUGAACGAGAUACUUCGGGAAAAGUUUAUAGAGCUCUAUAGCAUGCCGAUACUUGAAAAUUUGCUAGAAAGCUUCCAAGCAUCAUAUCCAGCGUUGACAUUCCCUCCCCUCCCAGAAAGAGGUGACUUCGACUUGCAAGAGGUUCUGGAAUCUCCAUACUUUUUCAACUGAAACGUGAGCAGCAAGCAGUGAUAACGAUGUUCGAAAAACAUUGCCACACGUAUCAGAUGCCACUCCUGGAAUGACCGAGAAGCUGUAGUAAGAGUUCAUUCGUGUAUGCAUUUAAACGUGAAGUGGGAAACGAAAACCUAAGGUUGCUUUUGUGAAAGACGAAGGACAAACUUUGAUUUCCCACGAUCAGCGAGUCUACACGAUUCUCAUGGGUAUCGAUCAUCUGCAGUGUUAACGAUCUGGUUCAUUUUACCCAUGUACAGAAAGCGCGACUCUUCUACAGAAAUUCAAGGUUGUAUUCUCUGAUAUAGAAGUCAAGAGAAGCAGAUACGAAGCAGCAGCCAGCGUAGGAGGUCAUCUUAGUGGUGCUCAAGUCACGUAUGCUUCUUUUCAUUGUAUUCCAACGUAUAACAUAUUAACAUAUGUUUUAUCGGUAUCAGAGUAGGAGGAGAAAAGAUCAUUCUUUAGACAUACAUGAUACAUGUACACUUUGCCAAUGGAAGUUCUUGCAAAUUUGUGAGCAAGAGCUGUAAAGAAAUGAAAUAAAUUUAUCAAUAGUUCGGUUCA